AUGUCCUCGGCCGUGGGGCCCCGCGGUCCUCGCCCACCCACGGUGCCUCCCCCGAUGCAAGAGCUGCCCGACCUGAGCCACCUGACCGAGGAGGAGAGGAACAUUAUCAUGGCAGUGAUGGACCGGCAGAAGGAAGAGGAGGAAAAAGAAGAAGCCAUGCUCAAGUGUGUUGUCAGGGACUUGGCGAAGCCUGCUGCCUGCAAAACACCAAGAAAUGCUGAAAACCAGCCCCACCAACCUUCACCGAGAUUGCAUCAACAGUUUGAAAGCUAUAAGGAACAAGUGAGAAAAAUAGGGGAAGAAGCGCGGCGUUACCAGGGCGAGCACAAAGACGAUGCCCCGACUUGUGGAAUCUGUCAUAAAACAAAGUUUGCGGAUGGGUGCGGCCAUCUCUGCUCCUAUUGCCGCACCAAGUUCUGCGCCCGCUGCGGAGGCCGCGUGUCUCUGAGGUCGAACAACGAGGACAAAGUGGUUAUGUGGGUAUGCAAUUUAUGCCGAAAGCAACAAGAAAUCUUAACCAAAUCUGGAGCAUGGUUCUUUGGAAGUGGCCCUCAACAGCCAAGUCAGGAUGGAACCCUGAGUGACACAGCUACAGGUGCUGGUUCUGAGGUACCAAGAGAAAAGAAAGCACGACUCCAAGAGCGAUCGCGGUCUCAGACACCCCUGAGCACAGCAGCUGCCUCCUCCCAGGACAGUGCUGCUCCUCCAGGUGCACCACCAGACAGGAGCAAAGGGGCUGAACCCUCACAGCAAGCCAUGGGGCCCGAACAGAAGCAGGCUUCAUCCAGGUCUAGAAGUGAACCUCCGAGAGAGAGGAAGAAGACUCCAGGGCUUUCGGAGCAGAAUGGAAAAGGAGCCCUGAGGGGCGAAAGGAAACGCGCGCCAAAGAGCGCGGUGCAGCCCGGGGAGGCGGCCGCCGAAGAACGCGAGCGGAAAGAAAGGCGGGAAAGCCGAAGACUGGAGAAAGGGCGGUCACAGGACUACCCCGACCUGCCGGAAAAACGAGAGGAGGGCAAAGCGGCGGAUGAUGAGAAGCAAAGGAAAGAGGAGGAAUACCAGACCAGGUACCGCAGCGACCCGAACCUGGCGCGGUACCCGGUGAAACCGCCGCCGGAGGAGCAGCAGAUGCGCAUGCACGCCCGGGUGUCCCGCGCCAGGCACGAGCGGCGCCACAGCGACGUGGCGCUCCCGCGCACCGAGGCGGGCGCCGCGCUGCCCGAGAGCAAGACCGGCAAGCGCGCGCCGGCCGCCACCAGGGCCUCGCCGCCGGACUCGCCGCGGGCCUACUCGGCCGAGAGGACUGCGGAGGCCAGGGCGCCGGGCGCCAAGCCGCUAACGAACCACAGCCCGCCGGCGCCCAGACAUGGGCCGGUCCCCGCAGAAGCCCCGGAGCUCAAAGGCCAGGAGCCCCUCAGGAAGCAGAGCCGCCUGGACCCCAGCUCGGCCGUCCUCAUGCGGAAGGCCAAGCGCGAGAAGGUGGAGACCAUGCUGCGGAACGACUCUCUGAGCUCCGACCAGUCCGAGUCAGUGCGGCCGUCUCCGCCCAAGCCGCACCGGUCCAAGAGGGGCGGCAAGAAGCGGCAGAUGUCGGUGAGCAGCUCGGAGGAGGAGGGCGUGUCGACGCCCGAGUACACCAGCUGCGAGGACGUGGAGCUCGAGAGCGAAAGCGUCAGCGAGAAAGGUGACUUGGAUUAUUACUGGUUGGAUCCUGCCACGUGGCACAGCCGGGAAACAUCACCUAUUAGUUCGCAUCCUGUAACGUGGCAACCGUCUAAGGAGGGAGACCGAUUAAUUGGACGUGUUAUUCUUAACAAGAGAACAACCAUGCCCAAAGAAUCUGGUGCAUUACUGGGUCUGAAAGUUGUUGGAGGAAAAAUGACUGACUUAGGACGGCUUGGUGCAUUCAUCACCAAAGUAAAGAAGGGUAGCCUGGCCGAUGUAGUUGGACACCUAAGAGCAGGGGAUGAAGUUCUAGAAUGGAAUGGUAAACCCCUGCCGGGAGCUACAAAUGAAGAAGUUUACAACAUUAUUUUAGAAUCAAAAUCAGAACCUCAAGUUGAAAUUAUUGUUUCAAGGCCUAUUGGUGACAUUCCCCGGAUUCCUGAGAGCUCCCAUCCUCCACUGGAGUCCAGUUCAAGUUCCUUUGAAUCUCAGAAGAUGGAAAGGCCUUCCAUUUCUGUUAUUUCUCCAACAAGUCCUGGAGCUCUAAAGGAUGCCCCACAAGUCUUACCAGGGCAACUUUCUGUGAAGCUGUGGUAUGAUAAAGUGGGACACCAGCUGAUUGUAAAUGUCCUGCAAGCAACAGAUCUACCCCCUAGAGUAGAUGGGCGUCCCAGGAAUCCCUAUGUAAAAAUGUAUUUUCUUCCAGAUAGAAGUGAUAAAAGUAAAAGGAGGACCAAAACAGUAAAGAAAGUACUAGAACCAAAAUGGAAUCAAACUUUUGUCUAUUCACAUGUACAUCGUAGAGAUUUUAGAGAACGAAUGUUAGAAAUAACUGUGUGGGAUCAACCAAGAGUGCAAGAAGAAGAAAGUGAAUUUCUUGGAGAGAUCCUCAUAGAAUUGGAGACAGCACUUUUAGAUGAUGAACCACAUUGGUAUAAACUUCAGACACAUGAUGAAUCUUCACUACCUCUGCCUCAGCCAUCACCUUUCAUGCCAAGGCGACACAUUCAUGGAGAAAGCUCUAGCAAAAAGCUACAAAGAUCUCAGCGAAUCAGUGAUAGUGACAUCUCAGAUUAUGAGGUUGAUGAUGGUAUUGGAGUAGUUCCUCCAGUAGGUUAUAGGUCUUGUGCUAGAGAAAGUAAAUCUACAACAUUAACUGUGCCAGAACAGCAAAGAACAACUCACCACCGCUCACGAUCGGUAUCUCCUCAUCGCGGCGAUGAUCAGGGAAGGCCGCGUUCACGUUUACCAAAUGUGCCAUUACAGAGGAGUUUAGAUGAAAUUCAUCCAACAAGAAGGUCACGUUCUCCAACCAGACACCAUGAUGCCUCCCGAAGUCCAGUUGAUCGUAGAUCCAGAGAUGUGGAUAGUCAAUAUUUAUUGGAACAAGACAGUGAGCUUCUUAUGCUGCCCAGAGCAAAACGAGGACGAAGUGCAGAAUGCCUACAUACAACCAGACAUCUUGUUAGGCACUAUAAAACAUUACCACCCAAGAUGCCUUUAUUACAGAAUGGUUCUCACUGGAAUAUUUACAGCUCAGUUCUGCCUGUACAUACUAAGACCAACUUGGUGACUAGACAGGACAUUUCCCUUCGUCAUGAAUGCUUUAACUCAAGAGUAUUGAGAUUUACUGAUGAAAUAAUGGUUAGUGAACUGCAGCCCUCCCUUGACAGGGCUAGGAGUGCUAGUACCAACUGCUUGAGACCAGAUACUAGUUUGCAUUCACCAGAACGAGAAAGGGGUAAAUGGUCCCCCUCCCUAGAUAGGAGACGACCUCCUAGCCCCAGGAUUCAAAUCCAGCAUGCAUCUCCGGAGAAUGACAGGCACUCCAGAAAGUCUGAAAGAUCUAGCAUCCAAAAACAGACUAGGAAAGGCACUGCCUCUGAUGCAGAAAGGGUUCUCCCACCAUGUCUUUCUAGAAGGGGACACGCAGCCCCAAGAGCAACUGAUCAGCCAGUCAUUAGGGGAAAACAUCCCACUCGCUCAAGGUCGAGUGAGCACUCUAGUGUCAGAACACUGUGUUCUAUGCACCACCUUGCCCCUGGAGGGUCGGCGCCACCUUCUCCGCUUCUGACAAGAAUACACCGGCAGGGAAGUCCAACCCAGUCUCCUCCAGCAGACACAUCGUUCAGCAGUCGCAGGGGAAGACAGCUCCCACAAGUGCCAGUGAGAAGUGGCAGUAUAGAACAAGCAAGCUUAGUAGUGGAGGAGCGAACAAGACAGAUGAAAAUGAAAGUGCAUCGAUUUAAGCAGACAACAGGGUCUGGUUCUAGUCAAGAACUUGAUCGCGAGCAAUAUUCCAAGUAUAACAUACAUAAAGAUCAGUACAGAAGCUGUGAUAACGUCUCUGCCAAAUCAUCAGAUAGUGAUGUCAGUGAUGUGUCUGCCAUUUCCCGAACCAGCAGUGCCUCACGCCUCAGCAGCACAAGCUUUAUGUCAGAGCAAUCUGAGCGCCCCAGGGGUAGAAUCAGUUCAUUUACCCCCAAAAUGCAAGGCAGACGGAUGGGGACUUCAGGAAGAGCCAUUACGAAGAGCACCAGUGUGAGUGGAGAGAUGUACACACUGGAGCAUAAUGACGGCAGCCAGUCCGACACAGCUGUGGGUACAGUUGGAGCAGGUGGAAAAAAACGGAGAUCCAGCCUAAGUGCCAAAGUGGUUGCCAUAGUGUCGCGAAGGAGCAGAAGCACAUCUCAACUUAGCCAGACAGAGUCGGGCCACAAGAAGUUAAAAAGUACUAUACAGAGAAGCACAGAAACAGGAAUGGCAGCUGAAAUGAGGAAGAUGGUCAGACAACCAAGCCGAGAAUCUACUGAUGGCAGCAUCAACAGUUACAGCUCCGAGGGAAACCUAAUAUUUCCUGGAGUGCGACUAGGAGCUGACAGUCAAUUCAGUGAUUUUCUUGAUGGACUGGGACCAGCCCAGCUUGUUGGCCGCCAAACCCUGGCCACCCCUGCAAUGGGUGAUAUCCAAAUUGGAAUGGAGGAUAAAAAGGGCCAGUUAGAAGUUGAAGUUAUUAGAGCACGAAGCCUCACACAGAAACCUGGUUCCAAAUCUACACCUGCUCCGUAUGUCAAAGUAUAUCUUUUGGAAAAUGGGGCCUGUAUAGCCAAGAAGAAGACAAGAAUUGCACGAAAAACCCUGGAUCCUUUGUAUCAACAGUCCCUGGUUUUUGACGAAAGUCCACAGGGUAAAGUUCUUCAGGUGAUUGUCUGGGGAGACUAUGGCAGAAUGGACCAUAAAUGUUUUAUGGGUGUGGCUCAAAUCUUGUUGGAAGAACUUGAUCUGUCCAGCAUGGUAAUUGGAUGGUACAAAUUGUUCCCACCGUCAUCACUGGUGGAUCCCACACUCACUCCCCUAACCCGUCGGGCUUCCCAGUCAUCUCUGGAAAGUUCAACUGGGCCUCCCUGCAUUCGAUCUUAG
Molecule: messenger RNA, 5082 nt
Organism: Cynocephalus volans (Philippine flying lemur)
Lineage: Eukaryota; Metazoa; Chordata; Mammalia; Dermoptera; Cynocephalidae
Gene: RIMS1
Product: regulating synaptic membrane exocytosis 1
Exons: 34
Coding region: 1-5082 (1693 amino acids)
Biological process (GO): calcium ion-regulated exocytosis of neurotransmitter; regulation of membrane potential; regulation of synaptic vesicle exocytosis
Cellular component (GO): cytoskeleton of presynaptic active zone; presynaptic membrane
Molecular function (GO): small GTPase binding; transmembrane transporter binding
Source: RefSeq, a predicted model, not a curated record